Messenger RNA from Gadus chalcogrammus (walleye pollock), 3269 nucleotides. RefSeq names its product branched chain amino-acid transaminase 2, mitochondrial (gene bcat2). The transcript has 11 exons. Gene Ontology annotation, molecular function: branched-chain-amino-acid:2-oxoglutarate transaminase activity. Gene Ontology annotation, biological process: L-valine biosynthetic process; L-leucine biosynthetic process. Gene Ontology annotation, cellular component: mitochondrion. The record is from RefSeq and is a predicted model, not a curated record. NCBI's taxonomy places the organism in Eukaryota, Metazoa, Chordata, Actinopteri, Gadiformes, Gadidae. Bases 333 to 1505 code for a protein of 390 amino acids.
UAGUUAUUCGCAGAUGUGUUGUGAUACCAAAUUAAAACACACUUACAUCGCAACACAUCAAGGGUUUAACAGCGAUAAAGACGUUACAUAACACAACAACAUAACACGUCUACUCCCUAUCUCAACGAUUCUCAAUAAUACUUGUGAACAAUUAAAGAUUUUUCCUCAUUUCCACACAGUACGUUAGGUAUUUUUUUCCUAACCAUGUAAAUGGUUAGGAAAAGAAGAUCUUUGUUAAUAUAAGAUCGCCUUCAAAUAGCAAACCGGAACCCCAGUGGUUUGGUGUUGUUGCUACCCGAGCACUAGACCUUGGUCUUCAUUCAGCAGCAACCAUGGCAGCCCUUCGCACGGUACUUCACAGGCCCUUCGCCCAGACCCUCUCCCUGUGCCUGCGGCCCGCGCGAUUCGCCAGCUCAUUCAAGGCGUCAGACCUGGUCAUCGAGCGCAACACGGCGCCCAGCCCCAAGCCGGACCCGUCCACGCUGGUCUUCGGGAAGCAGUUCUCCGACCACAUGCUGACCAUCGAUUGGUCGGAUAAGGACGGGUGGGAGGCGCCGCAGAUCAAGCCCUUCCAGAACCUGUCGCUCCACCCCGCCAGCUCUGCCCUGCACUACUCCAUCGAGCUCUUCGAGGGUAUGAAGGCGUUCCGUGGUGUGGACGACCGCAUCCGCCUCUUCCGGCCGAUGCACAACAUGGAGCGCAUGCACCGCAGCGCCGAGAGGAGCUGCCUGCCCCUGUUCGACAAGGCGGAGCUGCUGGAGUGCAUCAGGAAGCUGGUGGAAGUGGACCAGGAGUGGGUACCCUACUCCCUGGACGCCAGCCUCUACAUCCGGCCCACGUUCAUCGGGGUGGAGCCCUCCCUGGGCGUGUCCCGGGCCGGUAAGGCCAUGCUCUUCGUCAUCGUGGGGCCCGUGGGGCCCUACUUCGCCACAGGCUCCUUCAACCCCGUGUCCCUGCUGGCCGACCCCUCCUUCGUGAGGGCCUGGAGGGGCGGGGUGGGCGCCUACAAGAUGGGAGGGAACUACGGGCCCACCAUCGCGGUGCAGGACGUGGCGUUAAAGAAGGGCUGCCAGCAGGUGCUGUGGCUGUACGGGGAGCAGGAGGAGAUCACCGAGGUCGGCACCAUGAACCUCUUCAUCUACUGGACCGCGGAGAACGGAGAGAAGGAGCUGAUUACUCCGCCCCUCGACGGGAUCAUCUUGCCGGGGGUCACCAGGCAGUCCCUGCUGGACCUGUCUCGAGCCUGGGGUGAGUUCAAGGUGACCGAGCGCCGCAUGGACAUGAAGGAGCUGCUGGGGGCGCUGGACGCCGGGAGGGUUCUGGAGGUGUUCGGGGCGGGCACCGCCUGCGUGGUCUGCCCGGUCGGCAGUCUGCUGUACAAGGACAAGAUGUACCAGAUCCCUACCAUGCAGAACGGCCCGGACCUGGCCAAGAGGUUCUACAAGGAGCUCACAGACAUGCAGUACGGACGCAAGCAGAGCGACUGGGCCCCCCUGGUGGCGUAACUGUCCCUUUACACACAACGCCUGAAGAUCAAGUAUAGUCCCAUCUCUGAAGACCAGGGUUACUCCACACCAGACACGCCCACUGUAAUGCACUCCUCCUAUUGGUUGCCUCGAGAUGACGGACAGCUGCUUUCUCUCUCUCUUUCUCUGACUCUCUCCCGUCGGUCGGGUGUUUCUCGUUUCUGGUUUCCGUUAGCAAGUCCCAGGAAUUUUUUUGUUUUGCGUAUCUUGUAUUCAGGACAGCAAUAAGGACAUGCAGUGUGAGUUUGGGUCCGUCUGCAGUCAUGGAAUGGAGAGAGGUUAACGAGAGAAGGCAUCUGUCGGAUCACUGCUCUCAUAGAAACCCGGGUUCUAUCUUAAUAUAUGUUAAAGCCGCUUUACAGAGUUCAUCUGAGAAGACAGCUGCAAACUACCAAAUUCUUAUUUUAAUUUGAAUAGUUUUUAUUCUUCUCUUUUAAACCAUUUUUACUUCUCCUGGGUUUCUGUUUAGAGGGCCAGGCUCCUUGCUAACCGCUAGCUGGCUAACCUGACCCUGAGUACCUCUGAGCGAUACGGUCUUCCGGUUCUUUACAAAUGACAGAAACAAAAUUAUAUUGUGAGUAUUUAAACUCUGAAAGCACCUAAAUGUUGCAUAUGGUAUUACUUCGUUUUUUUGGAAAGGAGCGAGACUUAUGUUUUCUACUAGUGAGUUACUUUUGAGUGGAUUUUAAAUAGGAAUAGUUCUCAGUUCAAUGUAUAUUCUUUUACGCUUUCACUUUUUUAAUGUUGUUACAAUACUCGCAAUACUGUAGAAGGUAAAAAAUCAUUGUUAUUUUAGGAAUUCCUAACCAUGUCUGAGGAUAUGCAAUUGAACGGACAUGUCGGUGAUGGGAAUGCAUACAAACCCUGUGAACCAACCGAAAAACCCUGUGAACCCUUCUUCACCACUAGGGGGCCUCGUCGUUCUGAUUCAAUAGCUGGUAGCCAUUUAUUUUCCUUUUUAAGCUUCGUGGACCUGUUGGGUGUAAAUAGAACCGUUUUAGAGUUUUUAAAGGAAUGGUGAGAUGAGGCGUGAGUUGGGCGUCUUGUCCGUUGAUGAUUGUUGAGACGCUAUUGAGGACCGGGAAAUCCAAGCACGCACAACGCAAGACGGCGAGAAAGUUACUAGGUAAUUUCCUGUUUGUAGAUGUAGCGCCCUAGCACAAAAUAGGCUAUUUCUAACGUACUAAAAAUGCCACUUUAGAUGUAAGCUCUCAAUGGCCGCCUGCACUAGAUGGUGUGUUAGCAUAAGGACAUUGUUUUUUUCUUUCGGAGCGGUUCUAAAUGAUACUGAUCGUUGCUGAGGUUGUCGCCGAGCUGUCCGUUUUCUCUUUCAAUGUUGGCCGUUAUUUUCCGCGUCGCGUCGCUCCGUCGGCCGUCAUUUUCCGCGUCACGUCACUCCGUCGGCCGUUAUUUUCCGCGCGCGAUGCUUCCUUGGCGGGCUUUUCUUUUGAAUGUACUCUAACACCACGUCACUCCACCUAGCCGUUCUCCCCUGAGUCUAAGUGCCUGUAGUUCCUUCGCCUCGUGUUUUACACUCAGGGUCUGCACUAGUGGGGCUAUGCUGGGUACGUUGUGUUGUGUUUAGUGAUCUGUUUUUGUUUUUAGUUUGGUUCUUAUACGUUUUGCUUGGCUUUUAAGUGACUUUUUUUUUCACCCCUCGGUUGUCUUUUACCGUUUGUUGGUUUGUGUAUUCCAAUAAACCUGACUUGUAGGCCUACUCUGGAUGCUGUUGUAGUUUUCUUU